Molecule: messenger RNA, 717 nt
Organism: Gamsiella multidivaricata
Lineage: Eukaryota; Fungi; Mortierellomycota; Mortierellomycetes; Mortierellales; Mortierellaceae
Exons: 1
Coding region: 158-622 (154 amino acids)
Source: RefSeq, a predicted model, not a curated record
CUAGCGCAGUGCUUUCGACUGUUGGAACACCCAAUCUCUCACAGGGCAAACGCAGUCGCUUCCAGGUGUCGAGUGUCGAUGAGAUAUCAGCAGGCAUGAAUAAUCUAUAAGAAUUGGCCAUUAAAUCUCUCAAAAAAAUUCUCCAGAAGUGCUCAUCAUGUUAAGCAUUCGUCCUGUUCUCGCUUUUGUGCAAUUAGGUGUGGAUGCAAGUGGAUCGAUCAACUCAACACCCGACACGUCGCCUUCAGGAUCUCUAUUGGCAGGACAUAGCGAUCUUAUCGAUGCACAGGGCGGCAAUCCGGUCUAUGCGCACCUGGAGACCCUCUAUCGCCAGAACGAACAGCAGCGAGCCAUUCUCGUAGAGCUAUUUGCAGGAUUUGGAAUGAAACCCAGCCAACCUGCCAGCAUGCCGUCUUCGGGUGACAAGAGCCAGCCUGUUCUUUCUGAGAGCUCAAGUGCCGGAGCAGCCGUGACGACAACUGGAGGAUCAGUUCACCGUCAAGAUACUGCGUAUGGUAUGGAGAAGCAGCUUCAACUGACUGUCCGUGAGAAUGAGAGUCUGCGCAGAGAAAACGAGGCCCUGAAACGAGAACUUGAUCGUCUGCGUCGAGGAGGUCUUUGAGGCAUCUGGGGCAUUUUUUAGAGUUGACCAUUUGCCAACGAAUCAAUAAAUAAAAAAAACACUGCAGCAGGAUUGCAGAUGUUUAAAGACUAGCA